GCCUCCCCCCUCUCGGGCGAGCGCCGGCGCCACCACCCACCACCACCACCCGGCCGGCCACGUAGCUAGCCCGGAAUAAAAUAAAUUAUCUAUCUACGUACCUAGCCAGCCAUGGCGUCCCUCUCCCUCGAGGACGUCCGCAACGAGACCGUCGACCUGUCGACGGUGACGGUGGAUGAGGUGUUCAAGACGCUCAAGUGCGACAGGAAGGGGCUGAGCGAGGCGGAGGGCGAGAACCGGCUCAAGCUCUUCGGCCCCAACAAGCUGGAGGAGAAGAAGGAGAGCAAGCUGCUCAAGUUCCUGGGCUUCAUGUGGAACCCGCUGUCAUGGGUCAUGGAGAUCGCCGCCAUCAUGGCCAUCGCGCUCGCCAACGGCGGCGGCAGGCCGCCGGACUGGCAGGACUUCGUCGGCAUCGUCACCCUCCUCUUCAUCAACUCCACCAUCAGCUACAUCGAGGAGGCCAACGCCGGGGACGCCGCCGCCGCGCUCAUGGCCGGGCUCGCGCCCAAGACCAAGCUGCUCAGGGACGGCAGCUGGGAGGAGCGGGACGCCGCCAUCCUCGUGCCCGGAGACAUCAUCAGCAUCAAGCUCGGCGACAUCAUCCCCGCCGACGCCAGGCUGCUCGAGGGCGACGCGCUCAAGAUCGACCAGUCGGCGCUCACGGGCGAGUCGCUGCCGGUGAACAGGUACUCCGGGCAGGAGGUGUUCUCAGGCUCCACGGUGAAGCAGGGCGAGCUCGAGGCCGUCGUCAUCGCCACCGGCGUGCACACUUUCUUCGGCAAGGCCGCGCACCUCGUCGACAGCACCAACAACGUCGGACACUUCCAGCAGGUGCUCACGGCCAUCGGCAACUUCUGCAUCAUCUCCAUCGCCGCGGGCAUGCUCGUGGAGAUCAUCGUCAUGUACCCGAUCCAGCACCGCGCGUACCGCGACGGCAUCGACAACCUCCUCGUGCUCCUCAUCGGCGGCAUCCCCAUCGCCAUGCCCACCGUGCUCUCCGUCACCAUGGCCAUCGGCUCCCACCGGCUGUCGCAGCAGGGCGCCAUCACCAAGCGCAUGACGGCCAUCGAGGAGAUGGCCGGCAUGGACGUGCUCUGCAGCGACAAGACCGGCACGCUCACACUCAACAAGCUCACCGUCGACAAGACCCUCAUCGAGGUGUGCUCCAAGGGCGUCGACAAGGACAUGGUGCUCCUCUACGCCGCCAGGGCGUCCCGUGUCGAGAACCAGGACGCCAUUGACACGUGCAUCGUCAACAUGCUCGCCGACCCCAAGGAGGCCCGCGCCGGCAUUAAGGAAGUCCACUUCCUACCCUUCAACCCGGUGGACAAGCGCACGGCCAUCACCUACAUCGACGGCAACGGCGACUGGCACAGGGUCAGCAAGGGCGCGCCCGAGCAGAUCAUCGAGCUCUGCAAGAUGGCACCGGACGCCGAGAAGAAGGUGCACACGCUCAUCGACUCAUACGCCGACCGCGGCCUUCGGUCCCUCGGCGUGUCGUACCAGCAGGUCCCGGAGAAGAACAAGGAGAGCGCGGGCGACCCGUGGCAGUUCAUCGGGCUGCUCCCCCUGUUCGACCCUCCGAGGCACGACAGCGCGGAGACCAUCCGCCGCGCGCUCCACCUCGGCGUCAACGUCAAGAUGAUCACCGGCGACCAGCUGGCCAUCGGGAAGGAGACCGGGCGGCGGCUCGGCAUGGGCACCAACAUGUACCCGUCCACGGCCCUCCUGGGCGACAAGAACACGGCCGUGGACGGCCUCCCCAUCGACGAGCUCAUCGAGAAGGCCGACGGGUUCGCCGGGGUGUUCCCGGAGCACAAGUACGAGAUCGUGAAGCGGCUGCAGGACAAGAAGCACAUCGUGGGGAUGACGGGCGACGGCGUGAACGACGCGCCGGCGCUGAAGAAGGCCGACAUCGGCAUCGCCGUGGACGACGCGACGGACGCGGCCCGGUCGGCGUCGGACAUCGUGCUGACGGAGCCCGGGCUGAGCGUGAUCGUGAGCGCGGUGCUGACGAGCCGCGCCAUCUUCCAGCGGAUGAAGAACUACACCAUCUACGCGGUGUCCAUCACGAUCCGGAUCGUGCUCGGGUUCAUGCUGGUGGCGCUGAUCUGGAAGUUCGACUUCGCGCCCUUCAUGGUGCUCAUCAUCGCCAUCCUCAACGACGGCACCAUCAUGACCAUCUCCAAGGACCGGGUGAAGCCGUCGCCGAAGCCGGACUCAUGGAAACUCGACGAGAUCUUCGCGACGGGGGUGGUGCUGGGCACGUACAUGGCGCUGGUCACCGUGGUCUUCUUCUACCUGGCGCACGACACGGACUUCUUCACGGAGACGUUCGGGGUGCACCCGAUCAGGGACAACGACCGGCAGCUCAUGGCGGCGCUGUACCUGCAGGUGAGCAUCAUCAGCCAGGCGCUCAUCUUCGUGACGCGGUCGCGGAGCUGGUCCUUCGUGGAGCGGCCGGGGUUCCUGCUGCUGUUCGCCUUCUUCGCGGCGCAGCUGAUGGCGACGGCGAUCGCCGUGUACGCCAACUGGGACUUCUGCGACAUGGAGGGGAUCGGGUGGGCGUGGGGCGGCGCCAUCUGGGUCUUCACCCUCAUCACCUACAUCCCGCUGGACGUGCUCAAGUUCAUCAUCCGCUACUCGAUCAGCGGCAAGGGGUGGAACAACGUACAGAACAAGACGGCGUUUACCAACAAGAAGGACUACGGCAGGGGCGAGCGGGAGGCGCUGUGGGCCAGGGAGCAGAGGACGCUCAACGGCCUCAGCCAGCCGGCCGGCUCCGACCUCCUCAGCAACAAGGAGGAGCUCUCCGACAUCGCCGCGGAGGCCGCCAAGCGCGCCGAGAUCGCCAGGCUCAGGGAGCUGCACACGCUCAAGGGCCACGUCGAGUCGGUCGUCAAGCAGAAGGGCAUCGACAUCGACGCCAUUCCGCAGAACUACACCGUCUGAUCUGAUCGAUUGCUGCUCCGGUGGGGCGGCCGGAGAGGGUCGCUUGUGUUGCGUGGUUUUGAGCGAGAAGAGCAAUGCUUGUACUACAACUAUGCCGGUAUACCUCUCUGUGUAUACAUCUCUCUUACUACUGCUGCAUAGGUUUUCUUGUGCUCUCUAUCUGACACUAUCUGUAAUACAAGUGUGUGGGAACGGUGCGUCUGCAUCAACAUUUUGUCUCUCU
Triticum dicoccoides is the source of this 3175-nucleotide messenger RNA. Its product is annotated as ATPase 6, plasma membrane-type-like. Gene Ontology annotation, cellular component: membrane. Gene Ontology annotation, molecular function: ATP hydrolysis activity; P-type proton-exporting transporter activity; ATP binding. The transcript is spliced from 3 exons. The record is from RefSeq and is a predicted model, not a curated record. NCBI's taxonomy places the organism in Eukaryota, Viridiplantae, Streptophyta, Magnoliopsida, Poales, Poaceae. Bases 112 to 2952 code for a protein of 946 amino acids. Gene Ontology annotation, biological process: proton export across plasma membrane.